CAUAAAUAAGAGCCGGUGUUCAAAGUCUACAGUACGUCCCCUGACACCACCGUAACAUUAGGACGCAAUGCCCGAAAUAUCUCUCCAGUGACCCCAACACCAGCUGAAGACACCCAACACGAGUCACACGCAGAGCAUUACCGCCUGAGACGAUGGACAAAGUGGUGGAGAUUGAACACAUUGAUCUGGGGUGUGAGGUGAACAACACCAAUCACCACACGCUGUUGAACGGUGUGGACAGACUGAUCGUGAGGAGAGGACAGCCGUUCACCAUCACGCUUUACCUGCAACCAGGAACUCACUUUCAAAAUGGGGACAAUAUCAACUUCAUCACUCAAACAGGUCCCAUACCCUCAGUGGAUGCACAAACCAAAGCCAAAUUCAGCCUCAGUAAAUUCAUCUCCAGAUCAAACUGGAGCGCCACAGCAGAGACAUCUGACAGCACUGUAUCUCUGACCGUGUGCUCACACCCAAAUGCUCCUAUAGGGGUCUAUAAACUGAUCCUGGAUCAGGGAGAAGGAGUUAGUCUGGGAGAGUUUGUCCUGCUUUUUAACCCCUGGUGCAAACAGGACUCUGUGUAUCUGGCAAGUGAAGCUGAAAAGGAGGAAUUCGUCCUCUCUCAGGACGGCCUGAUCUACCGCGGUGUACCCAAACGUAUCACGGUCCUACCAUGGACUUUUGGACAGUUCGAGCCUGGCAUACUGGACAUCUCUUUGCAGAUUUUAGAUGAAAGUCCAAACUACAUAAGUGACGCAGCUUUGGAUUGUUCUGAGAGGAGAAACCCCAUUUAUGUGACUCGAGUCCUCAGUGCCAUGAUCAACAGUCUAGGUGAUAAAGGAGUUCUGGUGGGUAGCUGGUCAGGUGACUAUGAGGACAGCGUGAAGCCCACUGUAUGGAAAGACAGCUGCUCAAUUCUGCAUCAGUGGAGUAAUGACGGCUGCAGGGCGGUGCGUUACGGGCAGUGCUGGGUGUUCACAGCUGUUGCCUGCACAGUGUCCAGAGCUCUGGGAAUCCCAUGCAGAGUCGUCACUAACUUUGGAUCAGCACGUGACAGCAAUGGAGACCUAAUAAUGGAGCGUUUCUACAAUGAAUUUGAUGAGAACAUUGCUGACGACUCCAUAUGGAACUUCCAUGUUUGGGUGGAGAACUGGAUGACACGCCCAGACCUGGCGCUCGGGUACGAGGGUUGGCAAGCGAGCGACCCAACACCUCAGCACAGAAGUGAUGGCAUCUUUUGUUGUGGUCCAGCCUCUGUGAGAGCCAUUAAAGAGGGUGAGCUCACUUUCAAAUACGACGUCCCAUUCGUGUACGCCGAGGUGAACGCUGAUGUGGUGGAAUACAUCAAACUGAGAGAUGGAAGGGUGUUUAAGAUGGGCGGAUCCACUACGGAGGUUGGGAAAUCCAUCAGCACCAAAGCAGUGGGUCGAGAUGACAGAGAGGACAUUACGCACAACUACAAGUAUCCAGAGGGUUCUGAAGAGGAGAGAAGGGUUUAUGAGAAGGCAAAUCAUCACAACAAACUGGCACAGGCAGGAGAGGAACCUGGUUUACACAUCAGGAUUAAAGUGACUCCAGACAUGCAGAUCGGCUCUGAUUUUGACGUCUACGCUGAGCUCAAAAACAACACCAUGGUCACGAAGUCCUGUCGGGUCAUGUUCUAUGCCCAAGCAGUGUCUUACAAUGGCAAACUUGGAGAAACCUGUGGAUUGGGCGAGUUUACGGAGAUGAAUUUAGCUUCGACUGAAGGAGGUAAAGUAACUCUUCGACUGGAGUAUGCAGAGUACAGCAAAGCUAUAACUCAAGACAGGAUGAUCAAACUGGUGGCGUUACUCAUUGAUGCAGAGACACGAGAUUUCUACAGAGCAAAGAAGACCAUCGUACUGGAUGGUCCUGAAAUAAUCGUCAAUAUCCUGGGUGUCCCAAAAGUAGGCCGGAACCUGGUAGCAGAUAUAGCGCUACAGAACCCACUUCCGGAGCCCUUGGAAAACUGUGUGUUCACUAUACAUGGUGCCAACCUGACCGAGAGCAAACCUAUCACUCAUGAGGUUGGAACAGUUGGUCCUAAAGUGUUUGCCACUGCCAAAGUGGAGUUCACACCAAAGCUGCCAGGACAAAGAAAAAUACUGAUAGAUUUUGCCAGUGAUAAACUUAACAAUGUUGAGACCUAUGAGAAUCUCGUCAUCUAUGAAUAA
Messenger RNA from Labeo rohita (rohu), 2192 nucleotides. It is a transcript of the gene tgm2a, whose product is annotated as transglutaminase 2, C polypeptide A. The transcript has 13 exons. Gene Ontology annotation, molecular function: protein-glutamine gamma-glutamyltransferase activity. The record is from RefSeq and is a predicted model, not a curated record. The coding region runs from base 153 to 2192 and encodes 679 amino acids. NCBI's taxonomy places the organism in Eukaryota, Metazoa, Chordata, Actinopteri, Cypriniformes, Cyprinidae. Gene Ontology annotation, biological process: peptide cross-linking.